This is a messenger RNA of Anopheles moucheti, 8286 nucleotides long. RefSeq names its product maternal protein pumilio (gene pum). Gene Ontology annotation, biological process: post-transcriptional regulation of gene expression. The transcript has 6 exons. Bases 818 to 3415 code for a protein of 865 amino acids. Gene Ontology annotation, molecular function: mRNA 3'-UTR binding. NCBI's taxonomy places the organism in Eukaryota, Metazoa, Arthropoda, Insecta, Diptera, Culicidae. Gene Ontology annotation, cellular component: cytoplasm; nucleus. The record is from RefSeq and is a predicted model, not a curated record.
UGUUUCAUGGAGCUGUUCUUUUGUCGAUAAAAUAGUCGUAAAAAGUCGGAAGAAAAUACCAACGCUUCGCAUCGACGCUGGGCGCGACUGAGUGGAGUGGUGUGUGUGUGUAUGUGUUUGAGUGCGUGUGUGUGUGCAUCAGCGCGACAGGAAGUUGGGUGUCGUUUUGUUGCGUUGUGCCCCAUUUUGACGGCACUUGUCACCGCGUGCGGUGGUCGGCUGUGUCUACUUCCGCUCCGAGACACACGAUCGUGCUGCGAACCGGGGAAAGGAAAGUUUGGCCGUGUGGAAUAAUAGUGUGAACCGUUGUCAUCGGAAGGAAUAAAAUGGAGCGAGCAUAAAUCGCCCAUCUCCACGUCAUCGUACGCAUCAUUUGAUAAUUGCUGUUUGCUUGUUGGAAGUGUAUAUUGAUGUUUGAUAUCGUUGGUUAAUGUGGGUUUGCUUGAAGGUGCACAGCAUAGGCUUAAAGUGUUUAUGUAAGUGUGGCUAUACGUGGCUAGGUGUGUUAUUGUUAAUCCGUUAAUGUUUUAUAUGACGACCUGUAACGGUGUCGAUUUCUUCCCCCCUCUAUAUAGUGCGUUGAGUGUUAUUGGAAAAUUGUUAACGAAGUGGUGAUCGCUACAGCAGGUUAAAAAAAAAAAAGAAGGAAUAUAAAAUUGUUAAUAUUUUGUGCUGGAGUGCCAGGUGUGAGUGAAUUGAUAUCUCCGUACAUCGGGUAUAUAGUGUGCAUUCGGUUACUGUACGAGCGCAUCCGACACGUGGCUUUUACUUGGAGGCGCAUUAGUAUCAGCCGUCGGCAACGUCGCUCGAUCGUACGAUGGUAGUGCUGGAAGGUGGCACGAUGGGGACAUCAUUGCUGGGCGGUCCAUACGCCCAAGGUGCCCCGGCACUCAAGAUGAUGCAGAAGCGUUACGUUGGUUUGCACCAGUGGCUCAGCCCGAUGUGCGCCACCAAGGAUCUGAAGGAGCAUCUACAACUUUUCCGCUCGAAUCCCGGUCUUACUGCAGCGAACUCGGCCGUCCCAGGUGCGCCGAACGGUCAGCCACUGCCCCAGUCGGCCCUCUCGCUUUCGGCCGCCCAGCAGCAACAGUUCCUGCAGCAUAAUGCAGCGUACGCGGCCCAGCAGGCUCCACCGUACGUCAUCAACCCGGGCCAGGAUCCGUCCCAGUAUAUGGGUGCCCUCAUAGCGGCCGGCGUACCGCAGUACUAUGCACCCGCACCGUGGAGCGUGUAUCCGGCCAAUCUGGCCAUUCCGCAGCAGCAGUCACAGCCCCGUCGACCGCUCACCCCAUCGCAACAGGGAGCCGAAAAUCAACCCUACCAGGUGAUAUCGGCAUAUUACGACACGAGCGGUUCGCUGGUGAUGGGACCACGCACCGGAACGCCGAUGCGGCUCGUCAGUCCGGCCCCGCCGGUUCUGGUACCGCCGGGCGCAGCUGGUCCACGGGCUCCCCAAGCGCCCCCGAUCUAUCCUCCGCAGCCACAGACCGCGCAGCAGAACGUCUACUCGGCCCAGAACGGAUCCAACGUAGGAGGACUCGGUGCCUUGAACACAUCAUCCCUGACCACACGUCGGGAUUCGUUUGAUCGCAACACAUCGGCCUUCAGUCCAUCGCUGGACUAUACCUCGGGUGCCUCGACCAACACAAUGGCGAUGAAUGCUGCCGCGGCCGUCGCUGCUUCAGCUGCAGCUCGCAAGUGGCCUGUCGGUGCUGGAAAUUACAGCGGUCUCGGUACGGUAGCGGCCGCCUCGGCUAGUCCGCUAGGACCUUCGCUCACACCACCACCGGUAUCGAAUCUCGGCGCGCUGGUGACGAGCCGUGCGCCCGGUGCGGAGACAAAAUUCCGACAGGUAAAUCCCGGUCUCGUGCCCGGUAUCUCGACUGCCAAUGCUGCCAUGUUUGGGUCGAACAACUGUGCCGCUCAGGCAAUCCUAUCGCGACUCUCGAGUGCAGUGGCACGGCCUACCGCCGCUCCCGCAACUGCUCCAGCUGUACCGGGCGCAGCACCGGGUCUGGAUCGUCCGCCGGGCCGAUCGCGCCUGCUAGAAGACUUCCGCAAUCAGCGCUACCCGAACCUGCAGCUGCGCGAUCUCACCAAUCACAUCGUGGAGUUUUCGCAGGAUCAGCACGGAUCGCGCUUCAUUCAGCAGAAGCUGGAGCGGGCGAUCAGCGUCGAGAAGCAGCUCGUAUUUAACGAAAUACUUGGGGCAGCCUACAGUCUAAUGACGGACGUGUUUGGCAAUUACGUCAUCCAGAAGUUCUUCGAGUUUGGCUCACCGGAACAAAAGCAAGCACUCGCGCAGCAAGUCAAAGGUCACGUAUUGCCGCUAGCAUUGCAGAUGUACGGUUGCCGGGUUAUACAGAAGGCACUGGAAAGCAUUCCGGCGGAACAGCAGCAGGAAAUUGUGCGCGAACUCGACGGGCACGUACUCAAGUGCGUGAAGGAUCAGAAUGGCAACCACGUGGUACAGAAGUGCAUCGAGUGCGUCGAUCCGGUUGCAUUGCAGUUCAUUAUAGAUGCAUUCCGCAAUCAGGUGUACUCGCUUAGCACACAUCCGUAUGGUUGCAGGGUGAUUCAGAGGAUACUAGAGCACUGCACACCGGAACAGACGGCACCGAUAUUGGCCGAACUGCACGCGAACACCGAACAGCUGAUCCAGGAUCAGUACGGAAACUACGUCAUCCAGCACGUAUUGGAGCAUGGAAAGCCCGAGGAUAAAUCUGCACUGAUUGCGAGUGUGCGUGGUAAAGUGUUGACUCUUUCUCAACACAAAUUCGCAUCGAAUGUGGUGGAAAAAUGUGUCACGCAUGCCACACGUGCAGAACGCGCACUACUGAUAGAGGAAGUGUGUUCAUUCAAUGACGCUGGACUUCACGUCAUGAUGAAGGAUCAGUAUGCGAAUUACGUGGUACAGAAGAUGAUCGACGUGUCGGAGCCGACGCAGCGCAAAGUGUUGCUGCAUAAGAUUCGACCGCACAUGAAUUCGUUGAAAAAGUAUACAUACGGCAAGCACAUUAUUGCAAAGCUAGACAAAUUUUCGCUCAAGACACCAAAUUCCCUCGCGGGAGGUGGUGCCGGCGGAGCUGGAAACUCUGCCGCUAGUUCUGCCACCGGUGCCAAUGCCAACGGUACAGCUGGUCCAGCGGUUGGCAGUGCCGGUAGCAGCAGUGUCAAUGGAACUAACGGUGAGCUCACUGCCAGUAGCACCACGAACGGAACCACUGUAAACAAUGGAACCAACGCGAACGGUGCUACGGUGUCAGCAGGUACUGCCGGUGUUGUUGUUGGCAACUGUAAUCCUGUGGCCGGCGUGACGGGAAGCAACAACGGAAGCGUGAGUGGUGCUGUUAACAGCAACGGCACCAACGCUGCUCUGCGCCCGAUCGGUCCUCCAACAAAUGGAGUUAUGUAAGGUUGACCACGUUUGCACGUACAGUUGAGAAAGCUACAACAGCUAGAUAGAAUGUAAAUAUGUAUUGUUCGCUAUUUUCGAAUACUUAGCGGUUACGUUCGAGUUCCCCUUUAUUAACAGCAUAAGCCCUAGUACCUAAGAAUGGGUGUAAAUGGUCGAAUCAUUAUCAUUUUACAAAUGAUCCCAAAACUUUUGUGUUUGGACCCAAGUAAUAACUACCGUCUUAUACUUCUACUAAGAUUUUGCAUUGAAUAGGCGUAUAUAGAAUCACAAAUGCACAAAUGGGGGCAACAAUAGGAAAUCAGAAUAAAUAUUCGCUUUCGAACGAAUAGUGCAGUUCACCAGCGAAUGUAGAGCUUCUGAGUGCUAGUAGUAUCGUUUAUACGUGUUGUUUGUUUGUGCGUCACCCUUCAUAUAUAUAUAUUUUGUGUACAUUUUUAUUUUUUGUACGGUGUUCGAUCUCAAUUCUAUAAACGAAACGAAACGAUAGUGGAGAAAGUAAAUUAACGAUCAACGAUGAUCAAAUAGCGAAAACCUGUGUAAGCAAAUGCGUCCCAUGUGCGCGCUACGUAUGUUAAAAAACAUUAACAAAACAAAACAACGCAUUCGCAUGGUUUGAUAAAUCUCUUGAUGUAAGUAAUGUACUGUUUAGUUGAAUGAUUCAUUUCCUGCACAAAUGUUUGGGGUUCAACAUUUGUUUUGGGGGGAAAUUAUACGAUGUGAGAGAAAUGUUUCCUACUAGUAACUCUUGUUCAUAUAUGUUUGAGAGCAAAACAUCGUUUCGAGUCAAUUGGACGAACCUGGUGGAAUAAAUACACUUACACAGGUUCACCGUGGAACUUAAAACGGGAUUGUACUUGUGUCCUUUGGUUUCGUUUGUACCCUUUCAUGCGAUGUGAGUAUUUGCUUGCAAUUCCAUGCUAAAUCCCAACCCUAAAGCAACGCGUUAAAUGCAGCACACUGCAAUGCGCAAUUGUUUGUAGUGAAUAAGAGUACACGUAAAUGUAAUAUUUAGAGCAAACCAUACACGCGCACAUUCGCGAUUAAACGAAGUAUAAAGUACAGAACUAUAUAUUGGAAGUACGGCAACCAUGUUGGGGAGUAAGUGGUACAUGUAAACAACACGGAGCUUACUAAUUGUUGUGGUAGGUGUUUCGCUGUCGGCAGACACUUUAAUUGAUGGAAUUACUCUCGGCACUGCGAUCGAAGAUACGAGGAGCAGCUGCAAGGAAGAUUAACGCUAACAAUCUAAUUGUUAUAGAAUGGAUUGGAUUCGAAGCAGCAGCAUUCCACUAGAGAGUGAAGAGCUAAAAUCUAUUCUUCAACUGCUUCUAGCAAUUUGUAUCGGUAUUUAUGAUACGAUGAAUAUCAUAGCAGGGAACAACAACAAAACACUGCAAGAAAAUUUUUAAACAAUUUUCACAUUUAUAAUGCUCCGAUACUGAGGCACUAGGGACUAGUGCGGCACUGUUUUGAUAGAAACAAUAAUUCCUCCUUAUUAAGCGUGAUGAAAACUUGUGCUUCACUCUCCAUUACGAGGGGGAUGAUAGACCAUGCAAAUAAGGAAAAGGGUUUAAAUCUCUUGAGCAUCAUUGCGUGUGCCCAUGUUUGAUGUUAGCAUGUUUUAAGUACAUUCAAAAGUAAGCAACAAUCGAACAAUGGUUGGGAAAGAUUGAGUAGUUGUAGCAAAAUACUGCUAAUAGCUAUAUAUAGCCGUGAGCAGUGGGCAGUAUCGAUUAUUUUUAAUUAUUACUAGGAAGAAGCUGGCAUAGGGAUCAUUUUUUCAAGAAAAUUAAGGAAGAAAAAUACAGUCACAUCCACAUCAGAAAAGCAGACGUGAUUUUUUUCAAAUUGAAACCAUUUAUCAGUAAACGAACGAAGCGCGUUGAAAACAAGCUGCUACGCAACAAAAAAAAACCAGCGGCAGAUGCUAUGGUGACACGUUGCAGCAUUUUUUGGUGGAUGGUAUGACUGCCUAGUGUGUAUGGUCAUUAUAAGCGGAUUGGCGUGCUAGAAUUAACGUAGUAUAGUUUUACGUAAGCAAGAAAACGUAAGGAAACAAUUAACUGCCAUCCCAGUCCAACGUAGUAUUUACGUAGUGCGUGUGCUGGUGAUGUGUGUGCCCGCUUUGGUAAGCGUUUAGUUUAAUCUAACAUUUUGAGCUCCAUCGUAGCGAAAGGCACAUUUUCCAGACAUACAUUUAGCUAUCGAGGAUGGUGAUGAUAACACUCAUUUACUUUUACUUCUCCUUCAUCAUUUACAACUCAACGCGAUAGGCAUUAGAAAAUCCUAGACACUCGACAGAGAUCCAAGCUACGUGAAGUGUAACAAUUAACGCAACGAUAUAUGCUCUUCUCUAAUUUAAUCAUUUUGAAAACAAUAGAUUUUUCUCGAUCCAUUUACAAAUACCAACCAGCAAAGGACAACAUUUACGCUGAUGAAACGUAAAUGUUCACAUUGUAAUAUCUAUCGUUCAUACCAGAACAUACCCACACACACAACAGUAACAAGGGGGCAAACGUGCCGUGCGCUGUAUUACGGCAAACUUUAUCAUCAUUAGCAUUGCUGCAAAUGCGCGUCGGUUGACGUGAUACAUGGUUCAUGAUGGUAUUUAUUCUAGCUAUCAAACCACCAUUAAGCGAAGGUGAAUAGUUUCAUACAGUUUCAUAAUCGUACGUUUGAUAUGGAAACAACAACUGUGUAUUUUUAAGCACAUUGCGUAGUCCCUAGCUCUUAUCGUGGUAGUAAUAUAAUUAACUAACGUAUAGUUAUGAGCUGUUAACGUAACGGAAACUCACGCAUAAUGUAACAGCCUGCUGUGGCAGCGUAAAAUUAUUCAAACGUGAUCGUUUGUAGCAGGGCUGAACGAAAGGGGUAAUGAAGCCAAGACUGGAGUUUGAGAAUUUUAACACAACCUGGGAACGAGAAAUCGAGUGUGUGUGUGUGUCUUUUUAUAGAAAAUGCGGCCGAAAUGAAUAGCAAACACAUCGUCGGAUGCAAAGUUGCAAUGAAAUUGACAGAGAUUUUGGCGCAUCAUAGAGACGUGACGGAAAAAAGGGAAACGAAUCGGCAGUAUGGUUGAAAAACUCAUUGUAAAACAUUCUAAUCGAAAUAUUCGGGCGAAUGAAAUCAAUUUAAAUGCUGUAUCCCCAGAACGUGUACUCAUAGAUUGUCUAUGGAGUAUAUCAACUCUAGCUGAAAAAUUGUCCGCUUCUUUUUUGAACAUUACUUUGAUAUAAUUUAUUUACGUAUGUGUUUGCACUCCAACGGACACGUGCAUGUAUACUUUAAUUUUAAUUUUAAAUGAUAACUAAUGAGAAUGAAGUGGUGUAAAAUUAGCAAAAGAACAUAUGCAUUUGUUUGGCGACAAAACAAAAAGCAAAACCCACUACGAGUAGAACAAUUUUUUGAUAGAAGAUUUUUUUGUUUCUACUAUAACCAUAAAUCUUUCUCACACUUUUGCAGCAUGCCUUUUCCUGGGUGUGUGUGAGUUAUUGCAGAAAGCCUAAUUUUAUAAAAUUUACUGCCCUUUCAUUCGAUGGGUGUUCACCAUUAUUCUGCUUCUUUAUCGCGGCACAACAACCUCAAGAGGUCUAGAGGCCUGCCAUUUCUGGCUUUCUGUGACUCUAUCUACUCGUAACUGGAUAGUCAGUCCUGUGUACGCGGGGGAUUGGACCGGUUCGAUCGUGUGAAGACCGACGCCGCUACCAUCAUGCCACCGUGCCGCACCGUUCACCAUUAUUACUUGAUGGGGUUUACAUGUUGCUUUAUAAAUGCAUAACUACCAAUAUACAUACAUAUACAUAAUAAUAUUUGUGCUAUGUUAAAACAAUUAUUAAACACACACACACACACCGUGAGGGUGUAUGUGUUUGGGGGGAGAGGGGGGUCUUAUAGCAAUUCUCACACGAAUUCAUAUAUAAAUAUUCCUCAUAAUGGAUAGACUUUCUUAGAAAAACGAUUUUCUAGAAUUUAAUAUAAAAAAAAACUGUUUGAUGGAGAAGAAGAAAAAAAACCUGCUAUUGGGGCAGUAAAAAAGUAACGAAAACAUGAAAUAUGGAUUAAUUGAUGAAAUACCCAUAAUCCCAAUUUAAAGAAAAAUAACAUUCAUGCUGCUGGUAGAGAGGGAAGCAUGACACGGAACUGCUUCACUAAACUAUGAAACUGAACUAGAACUUGAUAUGAAUUAACUUCCAAUUUAUUUCCUCCCCCCGUUAUACAUUUAUAUAAAUAUAUAUAUAUAGACAGCUUAUAAGUUGUGCAUAUACUGUUUUAGUGAGACGUGCAUAGGAGGAGGCUCGCGGUAUAAACAUGAAUCCGCGGGAUGUUUAGUAAAAAAAGAAGUAAAAACAAAAUACCGGCGAUGCAAAACAAACCCCUGUACUGCAAAUGUUCCAGUUGUAUAUCGCUGUACAAAAUUUACAUAGUUAUUUUAUACUACUCAACCCCUCAUGAAAACACACACUUAGUGCAACGUUUCUAGCGGCGAAUAGAACAUAAAAUAAUUAACUAUCCCUCUCUCUCUCUCUCAUUCCUUAUCUCACCAUUACAAAGCGUAUGGAAAUGCUACAUAGAAGGAAGGCAAACCGUUAGCAAACGAAACAAAAAUUGUAUUUCACACGCAUAACGACAGCAAAAAAACAGUAAAUUAUCGAAAACUUCACCCAAACCAACAAUAGAAGCGACGGAAAAAUGUCCUCGCUAACGAUCAUUAUUCGCAUGGUGACAGUAUCGGAAAGAUAGGCAGCGUAAAAUUUUCAAAUUUUAAACAAUUUUCAAAAGUUGGUAAUAAAAAAAUAAACAAAACAGAAAAGCUAGACAACAGCUGGGAAAAAAAACAAAACGGUGACCGUAAAAAGAAGCAUUUUGAA